Messenger RNA from Acanthosepion pharaonis, 741 nucleotides. Lineage: Eukaryota; Metazoa; Mollusca; Cephalopoda; Sepiida; Sepiidae. The record is from the annotation of a GenBank genome assembly.
AUGUAUAUCUCUCUUUCACACUCUUUCUUUCUUUCUUUCUUUCUCAGUCUGCGCAUGUAUAUCUCUUUUUCACACUCUUUCUUUCUUUCUCAGUUUGUUCAUGCUAUCUAUUGCUGCAUAGGCACCAAAAUGUUGCACUUGUUCUUAUCUAUCUAUCUCUAUUUAUUGUCUCUCUCUUUCUCUUUAUCUAUCUGUCUACCUCAGCCUGUUCUUAUCUAUCUAUCUAUCUAUCUAUCUAUCUAUCUAUCUAUCUAUCUAUCUAUCUAUCUAUGUUCAUUGUCCCUCUCUUUCUCUCUCUAUCUCAGUUUCUAUCUAUCUAUCUUCAUUGUCUCUCUCAUUCUUUCUUUCUCUCUCUCUCUCUAUCUCAGCAUCCUCUUAUCUAUUUUAGUCUGUUCAUUGUCUAUGUCUCUCUCUAUCUCAGCUUGUUCGUAUCUAUCUAUCUAUCUAUCUAUCUAUCUAUCUAUCUAUCUAUCUAUCUAUCUUAAAUUCUUUUUUUUUAUCUUCUUUCGUCUCAAUUGUUUGAAUGCAAAUUGUAUUAAGAUCGAGAAGCCAUCCGACUUAAAGAAAUCUCUCUUUCUCUUUCUUUCUCUCUUUUACUUUGUCUCUCUCUUUCUCUCUCUUACUUUGCCUCUCUCUUUUUCUUUAUUUCUCUUUCUUUCUUUCUUUCCCUUUCUAUCGUUCUCUCUGCCAAUUGUUUAUAUUUUACUGAACGGCCCCCCAGGGCUUCGAUAUUCGCUUUGA